GUGACCUCCAAAGCCAUCGCCGUCAUUGCUAUGAAUGUCUUGAAUUGCGGUCAGAAUUCCCAUGUUCGUGUUUACCAUGCCACGCUCUCGCAUGUUCCCACGCUCUCGCAUGUUCCCACGCUCUCAUAGCUAAUCCGCCGCCCUGUGGUCUCUGGAAGACUCUUUUCUCGGGUCAACCUAUCGCCUCUCGUGCCUAAAGAAGGUAAAAUAACCUCGGUCUGACAAGCAGCACUCUGAUUCAGACUCAUACUCAGACAUACGAGUACUCAUAUUGCAAACCCAGAGCCAGAGCCAGAGCCUCGACUGCUGCCGUGUUUCUUCUACUCACUUUGGACCCUCAUCAGACUCAUCACGGAUUCACAUUGCGGCUGGUCCCAAGGUACAGUACCUACUGGGCCGCCUCCACCGGUAGCGGUGACACUACCACACGACGGUGCUAGCAGCACAACAGAAUACCUGGCUCAUCACUACCUAUACCAUCCGUCAUUGGCAACACGACCGUCCCUUCCUCCAGUCCUCUUACGGACUCACCAGAUUCGCCCGGCAACCCACGCCAGCUAGGUAUCGUGAGUUGGUACACCAUUCGGGAGCCACCCAAGCCGAUAAUUUCUAAAUCCCGUUAUUUCCAUCCCGGGACCGGGGCAAGAAGCCCUCGUCCGACCAGCCGGAAAUCGUCAAUCGUUACACUCAACAAGCCCAGAGAACAUCUUCAUCUUGCAGCUGUGGUGUGCAGAUUGUGCUAAGGCCAAGGGCCCAUCUGCGAAUUCGGUCAGAGGCUCUGAAAGACUUCGCUGCGGUGCAAUCGCCCGACUCCUCGCUCUUCUCACCGGCCCCCCUUUUCGCCUUUUCGUGACCCCGCCAUGUCGACCCCUGAUUCGCUUCUUACUCCCAUAGGUCAGUCAGUACCUGAGAAAACUCAGAUCUUUUUGGUUCAUUUACCUUGGCCUACUCGCCAAUGAUUUUCACCCGUGUUCAAAUGGCUCGACGACGUUGAUUUAGGGCUGGGUGACCAAGAUGAUUCUGCCUCGUACCCCAAGAUGUAUCAAAAUUUCUCCCAUUUCUACCGAUUUCAUCCCACCCUCUAUGUGCGAGUCAGGAAGCCCUACGCAACCAUCCAGCCGUUGUGAAGUCAACAUUGCUUGCAACCCCACACUAAAGUGAUAUUUGUACAGCACAGCUUGCAUGGCGCUCAGCCGUUGGAAGGUGCUGACGAAUCUUAAUUGCUAACGCUGUUUAUAGGAUAUCAAAAUAGUAGUUGCGGUUAUUGUCAUAAUAAAUCUGGAAGUAGGUCUCAAAAACGUAAUCCUCUCCUACCUUUUGUCAUCAAGUCACAUAAGAUGGAAGCUUCCCGCGGUCUACUUCUUUAUUCUCUCUUCUUAAGGCUAGUCCAUAAGGAGUUUUACACCUAACCCAAUCAGGACUUUAUUUACUUUUUGUUUACAGGUUUUUCUUACUAUGCAUCCACGAGUUCGUUGACUCCUGCAUUAUACCAAGAUCUCCUCGACCGUGGGUGGAGGCGAUCAGGAACACUUCUCUACAAACCCGACCAACGAGCAUCAUGUUGCCCCCAGUAUACCAUUCGUCUUGAUUCAGAAUCCUUCCAACCCUCCAAAGACCAACGGCAAACAUGGAACCGCUUUAAUAAGCACAUCCUUGGGGAUUCUUACAUCAAAGAAGCCGCAAAGUUGUAUCCUCUGUCACGCGAGCAAGCCAAAAAACGCAACACUGAAUUUAAUUUGGUAGAACGCGUCCACGAGAGCGAGAAGGACUUACUGAGAACUCCACCUGAUCCCGCCCACGCUCUGACGAUUGCUCUUGAGUCUGACAGUCUCACAGCCGAGAAAUAUGCACUGUUUGAGAAUUAUCAACGUAUCGUUCACAAGGAACCACCAAGUCGAAUCAGUAAAACGGGUUUCAAGAACUUCUUAUGUUCAUCACCUCUGCCGAGGAGUAGUGUGAUUGUUGGUGGGCGUGAACUCAAGCUGGGGUCUUACCAUCAAUGCUACCGAAUUGAUGGGAAGCUGAUAGCUGUUGGUGUUCUCGACCUUUUACCAAGUUGUGUUAGUGCCGUCUACUUCAUGUAUCAUGAAUCGGUUCACGAAUUCGGCUUUGGGAAGUUGGGCGCCUUAAGAGAAAUUGCCUUGGCGAAAGAAGAUGGGUAUAAAUGGUGGUAUGCUGGCUUUUAUAUUCACAACUGUGUGAAAAUGAAGUACAAGGGCGAUUAUACACCCCAAUAUAUGCUGGAUCCGGUUUCAUACAACUGGGAUCUAUUGGAUGAUGACUUGAGGAGCAAAUUGGACAAGAGGAAAUACCUGAGUCUUUCAGAAAUGGCCAAUAACCAAGAAGAUGACCGACCAGAUACCCAACAACCUUCACCAAAAGAUAACGUCGAAGAUCAAAUAGACGACGCCGAUAACUCAGACGACGAAGAUCCUCCUGUCCCCAAUCCAGAACUACCUCUCUUCUCACGAUCUAUGCCGGGACUUCUUAGCAGAGAACAGUUGUUGACGGAAGUUGACCUCGAUCAUAUCAAAUUAAAAGUCCGCGGACAGCAGGCACAGACCGGUGACUUGAUGACUUGGGAUGGGAGUGAUAUUGAUAACGCGCAAUCUAUCAAGGGGAUCAUUGCGGGACUUGUUUCUGCGGUUGGAACGAAGGUUGCGAAGGAGAUGGUGAUUGCUUUUGGUUAGAGGGUAUGAUAGAGAGUCGGAUUUCUAGGGAUGAGUAGGAGGAUCUCGCAACAAAGAAUUUUCGAAAGCGAUGAGGGAAAGAGUAGAUUGAAUGUGUGCAAUAAUGAGCAUUGAGCGACAAAUAGUGAGAAGUAUUUCACAUAUAAUCUUCUAAGAGAGAAAAUCUCUUGAAUUUCGGGUAUGUAUGUCUGUAGCUAUCGACGUCACCACGUAAGUAAGGGUAGUAGGUAUGGUAAUCCACGAUUCAACUCUCC
Messenger RNA from Hymenoscyphus albidus, 2944 nucleotides. Lineage: Eukaryota; Fungi; Ascomycota; Leotiomycetes; Helotiales; Helotiaceae. The record is from the annotation of a GenBank genome assembly.